Messenger RNA from Fraxinus pennsylvanica, 1941 nucleotides. NCBI's taxonomy places the organism in Eukaryota, Viridiplantae, Streptophyta, Magnoliopsida, Lamiales, Oleaceae. The record is from the annotation of a GenBank genome assembly.
AUGGGCGGACUUUGCUCAAGAAGGUCCACUGAUGAUAGUGCAUUGACUGGUACAUUUCCGCAUGUCAAUGGGCACUUCAGUUAUGGUCCUGGAUUAGUUUAUCAGUCUCGGGAGUUGGAUGUACAAGAAAAUAACGAUUCGGUGGAAGCCACGUCUCAGGUAUCUACAGAUAAGCAACUGAGGGAACCGUUUUCAUUCCCUGAGCUGAGUGCUAUUUCUGAUGUCACAAACAUUGAUGAUAUCAACGAUGGAAUCCCUCGGUUGUCUCGGGCUUUAUCGAAUAAAUCUAGAUCUGCAAGGUCAAAGCAAGUGGCAAUUGCAAAGGUGUCUGAAGUGAGUUCACUCUUGGGCAGGGCGGGUACAGCUGGGAUUGGGAAAGCAGUGGAUGUGUUGGAUACACUUGGUAGUAGCAUGACUAAUUUGAACCUCAGUGGUGGAUUUGCAUCUGGGAUGGCUACCAAAGGGAUUAAAAUCUCGAUUUUGGCAUUUGAAGUUGCAAAUACAAUUGUCAAAGGUGCCAAUUUGAUACACUCCCUGUCAAAGGAGAACAUUAGACAUUUAAAGGAGGUGGUGCUCCCUUCUGAAGGCGUGCAAAGCUUAAUAUCAAAAGACAUGGAUGAACUCCAGCGAAUUGCAGCAGCUGACAAGAGGGACGAAUUGAAAGUCUUUUCGGGAGAAGUUGUCCGCUUUGGAAAUCGUUGCAAAGAUCCUCAGUGGCACAACUUGGAUCGUUAUUUUGAGAAGUUGGAAUUUGAUUUCACACCUCAUAAACAAUUGAAAGAAGAAGCUGAAACGGUGAUACAGCAAUUGAUGACUUUUGUUCAGUACACUGCUGAACUGUACCAUGAAAUGCAUGCACUAGACAGAUUCGAACAAGACUAUCGCCACAAGGCUCAAGAAGAGGAUAACUCGAAUACUGCACAGAAAGGUGACAGCCUUGCAAUAUUGCGAGCAGAACUGAAGAAUCAAAAGAAACAUGUAAAGAGUCUGAAAAAGAAAUCCCUCUGGUCCAGGAUUUUGGAAGAGGUAAUGGAGAAGCUUGUAGACAUCGUCCAUUUUCUAAAUUUGGAGAUCCAUACGGCAUUUGGUAGCUCUGAUGGAGAUAAGCCUGGAAAAAACCACCAGCAGAAGUUGGGAACUGCUGGCCUUGCACUGCACUAUGCAACUAUCAUUACCCAAAUAGAUACACUGGUAACCCGAUCAAGUUCUGUGCCACCAAGUACGAGAGAUGCUUUAUACCAUGGACUGCCACCAGGUAUAAAGUCAGCGCUGCGCAGAAAAUUACAAUCUGUUGAGCUCAAGGAAGAGAUGACUGUUCCACAAAUCAAAGGGGAAAUGGAGAAAACUCUUCAGUGGCUUGUCCCGAUGGCCACCAACACAACGAAGGCCCACCAUGGUUUCGGUUGGGUUGGAGAAUGGGCAAAUAUGGGGUCUGAGUUGAGCCAAAAACCUGCUGGCCUGCCUGAUUUACUUAAGAUAGAAGCACUCCAUCACGCAGAUAAGGAGAAAACAGAAGCUUACAUUCUUGAUUUGGCGGUGUUGCUCCAUCAUCUUAUCAGCCAAUCUAGGACCGCAAAUGUUGGACUUAGAUCUCCGGUAAAAUCCCCAAUUCGCUUCCCUAACCAGAAGACGAUUCAGUUGUCAUCACACAAGCCGAGCUCGCCAUCUUCUUCUGCUUUGACAGUUGAAGACCACGAGAUGCUCCGAGAUGUAAGCAAAAGGAAACUGACACCCGGAAUAAGUAAGAGUCAGGAAUUCGAUACUUCAAAAAUGAGGUUGUGCAAGCACCACAGGCUGAGUAAAAGUAGUAGUCAUUCCCCAGCAAGUGAAACCAAAAAAGAUCCUUUUCCUAUUAGAAGGCCAUCUUCUGUUCCCAUCAUUGACUUCGACAUUAACUGGAUCAAAGCGCUGGACGUCAUGGAUCGAGUGGAUACAAUUUAA